Molecule: messenger RNA, 2078 nt
Organism: Uranotaenia lowii
Lineage: Eukaryota; Metazoa; Arthropoda; Insecta; Diptera; Culicidae
Exons: 2
Coding region: 134-1558 (474 amino acids)
Molecular function (GO): zinc ion binding; nucleic acid binding
Source: RefSeq, a predicted model, not a curated record
CGGUUUUUGGCUGGGUUUUAGCUGAUACAGGUACGUUAUUUAUUACCAUUUUUUAUUACUGCGUGCAUCGGAAUCAAUUGGAUUUUAAUUUUCUAUAGAAAACACAUUUAUUUCGUUUUGGAUUCCUGCGAAAAUGCCUCUGAUCGGUAAUAUAGACCCUUUUGUUCCGAAUUCUGUUUCGUUUGCACAGUAUGUGGAACAAAUGGAAUGGGUUUUUCGUUGCAAUAAGAUAGUGGAGGCCGAUCGCAAAACAUAUUUUUUAGCUAUGUGUGGGCAGGAGACAUACAGCGAGUUGAAACUGCUUCACCCGGGGCAAGAUUUAGAAACCAAAAGUUAUGCGGAUAUUAUUGCUUCAUUAAAGAAAAGAUUUGACAAAGUUGAAACCGAUAUGUUUCAACGAUAUAAAUUUUACAUCAUGGCGCAGGAAGAAAGUCAAAAAGCGGAAGAUUUUAUACUCAAUGUCAAGCUCCAAGCUGAAAGUUGUGCAUUCGGGGAUUUUAAGGAUACUGCAAUCCGGGAUAAAUUGGUCAUGGGCGUGUUUGACAAGGAGGUACAACAAAAAUUGUUGGAGUUGGAAGAUUUAACACUAUCAAGAGUUGAAAAAAUCAUCGUUAAUACGGAAAGUGCGGGCAUAAGAGCUCGUGAAAUUAAUGACAGACGACUAACAGUCGUCGCAAAUGUUGAUACUAAGGAAAGAAAUGUUUUUAAACCAGAUUAUCGUUCAAGAAAUCGUGAUGUAAGGGUUUCGGAAAGAAAUCGUAAUUUUCGUAAUGGUAAUAGUAGAAGCAGGAGCCGUUCUGUUUCUGGUGGUCGACGUUCAUUUUACUGUACCUUUUGCAACAAAACUGGGCACACUAAAAAGUAUUGCUAUGAGUUGAGAAAUAAAAAGAAAAAUUUGCGUGUGAAUUUUGUGUCGAGUCCAGUGACACAGGAGUCCAGUGGUACUGAUUAUUUCAAAAGGCUAAGGGAGGAAGUUAAAUCGAGUGAUUCGGAAUCGGAUGAGGAAGUUUGCAUGCAAAUUGUUACCAUCAAAAAUAUCAGCGAACCUUGCGUUGUUGACGUGCAGAUUGAGGGUUGUUUUUUCCGUAUGGAGGUCGAUAGUGGUUCGGCGGUAUCCGUUAUGGAUGAGCAUGAUUUCAGGAAAAGUAUGAAUCAUUUGCGGCUUUCCCCGUACAAAAAUCAGCUGGUAGUUGUUGAUGGUACCAAACUCGAGGUCGUUGGUAUGGUUAAGGUGGAGGUUUCCAUGCAAGGCCUUGUAAGAAAUCAUUUGGAAUUAAUAGUGCUGCGAAAUAAUCAAAAUUUACGAAGAAUCACUCCUCUUUUCGGUCGCAAAUGGUUGGAUGCUUUCUUCUCGAGCUGGAGAACCGCUUUUACGUCGUCAUCAGUAAAUCAGAUAUCCAAUUCCAGAAUUGAAGAGGUGAUGGACGAUGUGAAAUAUUUCACUGAGCGGCAGAAUGAUCCUGGCACAUCGGCAACAGCUACGUUUGGCAGAAAGAAGUCCAAGGCGAACGGGGGCGGUGAUUGUUUCGGAACCUUGCCCGGAAGUUCGAUUAUCUAAACGAAGACGAGAAGACGACUUUUUGGUACAAUCCGAUAUGUUACCGAGUCAGCAGAAUGAAAGAGUUUUUGCCUCACAAGAGGCGUUCGCAAUUCAAACCGAUAUGUUGUCGGAAUCGUCCGACGAUUUCUACGGCUUUCCAGCGGAUUCCUUCGUAUUUGGCGAUCGAAACAGGCCAAGUAAUUUAAGCGAAUCUGAACAAAAGCAUGAAGCAGAUGUAUUGGAUUCCCAGCAUGAACACACAGCUAACAUUUUAAGAAGAUCUAAAAGAAGAAAGCGAGAAAAGAAAUCGAAUGAAUAUGUUUAUUAUUAGAAAAAAAAAAUUAUAACAUAAGUUCAAACAUUAACAACAAGAUUGAAUUAUAAAAAUAAUAAGUUAAAAGAUUCCGUUUGGUUUGGAAUAAUUUUUCAAUUGUAAAUUAGCUGAAGAGGGAAGAAUUGUUGAAUCCAACCCAAUUAUGGGUUUCUUUCGCUAAGCGUGAGCGAGCAUAAAAGAAAAUGUCAAAGUGUAGGAAACGUU